Messenger RNA from Phyllostomus discolor (pale spear-nosed bat), 1924 nucleotides. RefSeq names its product solute carrier family 2 member 6 (gene SLC2A6). NCBI's taxonomy places the organism in Eukaryota, Metazoa, Chordata, Mammalia, Chiroptera, Phyllostomidae. Gene Ontology annotation, cellular component: membrane. Bases 39 to 1562 code for a protein of 507 amino acids. The record is from RefSeq and is a predicted model, not a curated record. Gene Ontology annotation, molecular function: transmembrane transporter activity. The transcript is spliced from 11 exons. Gene Ontology annotation, biological process: transmembrane transport.
CCCUCGGUGGCAGCGCGCAGGUGACAGCGGCGGCGGCCAUGCAGGAGCCCCUGCUGGGAGCCGAGGGCCAGGACUAUGACACGUUCCCCGAGAACCCGCCCCCGGCGCUGGGGGAGAGGACGCGAGUCGGGGCCCCGCAGAACAAGAGGGUCUUCCUGGCCACCUUCGCCGCCGUGCUGGGCAACUUCAGCUUCGGCUACGCCCUGGUCUACACGUCCCCGGUCAUCCCGGCCCUGGAGCGCUCCCCGGAUCCGAACCUGAGCCUGACCAAAGUCCAGGCAUCCUGGUUUGGGUCCGUGUUCACGCUGGGCGCCGCGGCUGGCGGCCUCAGCGCCAUGCUGCUCAACGACCUGCUGGGCCGGAAGCUGAGCAUCAUGUUCUCGGCGGUGCCCUCGGUGGCCGGCUACGCGCUCAUGGCAGGCGCCCGCGGCCUCUGGAUGUUGCUGCUGGGCAGGACGCUGACGGGCUUUGCCGGAGGGCUCACAGCGGCCUGCAUCCCGGUGUACGUGUCUGAGAUCGCCCCCCCGGGCGUGCGCGGGGCUCUGGGUGCCACGCCCCAGCUCAUGGCGGUGUUUGGCUCUCUGUCUCUGUACGCCCUCGGCCUCCUGCUGCCUUGGCGCUGGCUGGCCGUGGCCGGGGAGGGCCCCGUGGUCGUCAUGGUCCUGCUGCUCAGCUUCAUGCCCAGCUCCCCGCGCUUCCUCCUCUCGCGGGGCCGGGACUCGGAGGCGCUGCAGGCGCUGGCCUGGCUGCGCGGGGCCGACGCCGACAUCUGCCGGGAGUUUCAGCAGAUCCAGGACAACGUCCAGAGACAGAGCAGCCGCAUGUCGUGGGCCGAGGCCCGGGACCCCCGCAUGUACCGGCCCGUCGCCAUCGCCGUGCUCAUGCGCUUCCUGCAGCAGCUGACGGGCAUCACGCCCGUGCUGGUCUACCUGCAGCCCAUCUUCAACAGCACCGCCGUGCUGCUGCCCCCCGAGGAGGACGCGGCCAUCGUAGGGGCCGUGAGGCUCCUGUCCGUGCUCAUUGCAGCCCUCACCAUGGACCUGGCCGGCCGCAAGGCCCUGCUCUUCGUCUCAGCCUCCGUCAUGUUCUGCGCCAACCUGACGCUGGGGCUGUACGUGCACCUGGGCCCCAAGGCGCUGACCCCGAACAUCACCGUGGGCCUGGAGAGCGCACCCCCGGGGGACACGGAGCAGCCCCUGGCCGCGCCCACCAGCCCCCUCACCCUGGUGCCCCUGCUGGCCACCAUGCUCUUCAUCAUGGGCUACGCCAUGGGCUGGGGGCCCAUCACCUGGCUGCUGAUGUCGGAGAUCCUGCCCCUGCGGGCCCGCGGCGCCGCCUCGGGGCUCUGUGUGCUGGUCAGCUGGCUCACCGCCUUCGCCCUCACUAAGUCCUUCCUGCUGGUGGUGAACGCCUUCGGCCUUCAUGUGCCUUUCUACUUCUUCUCCGCCGUCUGCCUGGCGAACCUGGUGUUCACCGGCUGCUGCGUGCCCGAGACCAAGGGCCGGUCGCUGGAGCAGAUCGAGACCUUCUUCCGCACUGGGAGGCGGUCCUUCCUGCGCUAGGCCAGGCCUCCGAGUCGGCCACUGACCUGCACCGGAGCCCCGGAGGCGGCAGCCACCUGCCCUCGGCCAGACUGCCCCCCACCACGAGCUCCCUGGCGCAGGACGGCCAGCAGCUCCGUCCGGCUGGGCCCCACCUUGACCGCGGGCGGCCCGAGGUGCCGUUCACACGGCAGCCAAGACCCGCGGAUGGACGUGGCGGCCCGCACCGCAGGGGAGCGCCGGGCCCGGACUGCGGCAGAGGCCACGCUGGCCGCCCUGCCCGGGGGGCCAUGAUGAGGACAGAGACUGGGCGGGGAGUGCAGGGGCUCCUGCAGGGGCGGUGUCCCGUCACCCCGCUCCGACCCCGGGCCACCCCUGAGCGG